AUGCGGCUACUGCGUGGGGCUGUUUUCGCUUGCCUUGCGGCUCUGCCGUUGGCUUUUGCUCAGCAAGAGUCUUCCUCUUCUGCUGCUGCUUCUGCUUUGUCUGCGUUACCGGAAUACCAGAAGUGCAUGUGCACUAACACCGCACUACAACAAGACAUCGAAGGCUGCGUCAUGCGCGCAUGUACAAUUCCACAGUCUCUUGUCACGAAAAAUGCUACCCUCACAGCAUGUGGCGCUCCUGUCAGAGACCACUCACCCCAAUUCAUAGUCCUCAAUGAAGUCAUGGCCAUCAUAACAGGAAUCUUCAUCAUUCAGAGAUUUGGCACAAAGCUCUACUGGAAGCUCCCACUCGGCCUUGACGAUCUCUUCAUUGCACUGACAAUGUGUGUCGCCAUUCCUUCCAUAGUCAUCAACUCUCGUGGUCUCGCUCCCAACGGCAUGGGUCGCGACAUCUGGACCGUUACACCUGAUCAGAUCACUCAUUUUGGAAUGUUCUUCUACACCAUGGCCAUCCUGUACUUCUCACUGCAAACGUUUCUGAAGUUGUCCAUGCUGUUCUUCUACCUGAGAAUCUUUCCGACGCAGAAUGUCAGGAGGUUGCUUUGGGGAACUGUUGCCUUCACAGUUGUCUUUGGGCUGGUGUUUAUCUUCGUGGCCAUCUUCCAGUGUCGACCUAUCAACUACUUCUGGCUGAAGUGGGAUGGACAACAUGAAGGCAAAUGUGCUGAUAUCAACGCGGUUACUUGGUCCAAUGCCGCUAUCAACAUCGCCCUUGACUUUUGGAUUCUUGGCAUUCCCUUAUCUCAACUCAAGUCACUAAACUUGGAUUGGCGAAAGAAGAUCGGCGUUGGCAUGAUGUUCAGCGUUGGUAUCUUUGUCACAAUCAUGAGCAUUCUUCGUCUUCACGCCACAGUCCAAGCCGGCGUCAAAACCACCAAUGCGACAUGGGAAUACCUCGCUGUAUCAAAAUGGUCCACCAUCGAAGGCAACGUCGGUAUCAUCUGCGCCUGCAUGCCUUCCCUUCGAAUUCUUCUCGUCCGCCUGUUCCCCAAGAUUCUUGGUACUUCCCAACGCUACUAUAACUAUGGCAGCAAGAGCAACAAGCAAACGCCUGGCAAUACUCACAAUCGCAGUAUUCCUCUUGGGACAAAUGCUACUUCUCAAGCGGAUCGAUCACAAAGAAGGGUCGACCCUGUCGGCAUUGAAUGUCAUAGGACAUAUGAGGUGGAAUAUGGAGACAAUGAUGAGACAUACUUGGUUCAUAUGAAGGAUAUGGAUCAUAAGAGUGCAAGGUCGGAGGUUAGGUCGGAAACGUCUCUUUAA
Fusarium fujikuroi IMI 58289 is the source of this 1323-nucleotide messenger RNA. RefSeq names its product related to integral membrane protein PTH11. The transcript is spliced from 4 exons. The coding region runs from base 1 to 1323 and encodes 440 amino acids. The record is from RefSeq and is a predicted model, not a curated record. NCBI's taxonomy places the organism in Eukaryota, Fungi, Ascomycota, Sordariomycetes, Hypocreales, Nectriaceae.